Messenger RNA from Caenorhabditis auriculariae, 2966 nucleotides. NCBI's taxonomy places the organism in Eukaryota, Metazoa, Nematoda, Chromadorea, Rhabditida, Rhabditidae. The record is from the annotation of a GenBank genome assembly.
AUGCGAACACUUUCUGCCGUUCUCGUCCUGGCCGGCGUUGCUCAGGUAUUCUUCUAGUUCUGGUCCCAGUUUAGGAUUUGAGGACGAGUUUCAUACGUCUAUGAAAAAUUGGUUACGGUACUUUUAUAUUAAGCUUCAAAAAUAAUUUCAAUAAAAUUCUUCCGAUUCAUUUUGAAUAGGGUUGAAUAGAAAGAAGUUGAUUAAUUCACGAACUUUUUUCCCUCUCUUUUUGCCUGAACAUGAUCUUAUUUCUUGCCGGAGAUUUUCAGGGAUCCAUUUUUUUUUGGUCUUUUUAGUAUCAUAUUUGGAAAAAAGUUCGUAUUUUUAGUUUCAGAAACUUCUGAUUCUUCUGAUAGUUUCAGAAACUUCUGAUACUGUACGGUUUAGCUUCUAGUUGGUAUUAUCGCUCAAAGACAUUUUUUUUCACUUUCUCAAAUUUUUAUGUUUUGAAAGAAAAUUGGACCACCCAAUCCUUCAACUUGGCUCAUGUUCAAAAAAUAAGCCACUGGAAAAGUCUGAUCAAUAUUAUCUCGAUAAAGAUUUUAGGAGUUCAGAAAUUAAAUUCGAAAAAUACUUUUUUUUUUUAAUUUACGAAGAAACAUUUACCGAAGAGUUUACUGAUUGCAUUUCAAAGUCCUGUUUCUUUUUUCAUACAUAGGUAUAUCGAGAGGUCCUACCGGGUAGCUACCUGACAUUCGCGAUUGCUACCGGAAAGUCGGGAAUUGCUUGCCGUGUCGUUAUUUUUUGUUUCAGCUUUAUCCAAUAAGACCCUGGAAAGAUUGGGGAGGUGUAAAAAAACACCGAUGCUAUAUGAACGGCCGAUGUGCGAGCCAGUGGCAAUCGCGAACUUCAGGUACCUACCCGGUAGCAUCCAGAUACCGGUCAGGUACUAUCCAGGUACCAUAAAGAUAGUACCCGGUCGCAUACAAAUGACCACCGAUUACGAUAUGCCGAUUGAUUUGAGUUGCUACCCGGAACCUACUUGUAUUGAGAUCCCGAUUCACCAGUGUAGAAAAGGUUGAAUCGUUUUUUGUUUCUCGAUUUUGAAUUGGAAAAAGGACUGCUGUGUUUUUUUUUUCGGGAACCUAGCGACAAAUCGUAAAAAAUUAUCAAAAAAAUCAGAAAAAAUAUAAAAAAUCCAUCCAUCAUCCUUUUUCGGCUGAAAAAAGACCAAGGGCGCGUGAUGUAAGCUGUCCCCGCAACUCGCUCUCGUUAUCUCUGAUCGCAAUCGUUUCUGAUAGCCGUUCUCAGCUGGACACAGAAAGGCAAAAAGACCAUUUCCCGAGGAUCUCGUUCUUCCUUUACCUAAACCGGUUGAUCGUACGUAAUGAACGGAGAAAAAGAUCCAAGGUGUAAUUUCGAAGUCCCGUCAGCAGGAUUUUUUUUUCACAUUUAAUCAUAGGUCUCUGAAAACUGUAGGGAAAUGCGGGAUGUAUAAUUAGCGUGCAUUGAUGGUUCAAAAAUCGAGGUCUCAUUUUCAAUUGCUUCGAGAAGUUCCUCAAUUUUAUUGAGCGUAAGACUUGAAUAUUUAUAGUUCGCUCCAAGUUUAGAAAAAGUUUUUUUUUUUAACGAUUUCUCAUUUAUCUAGGCCUUCUUCUUUGGCGGCAGCGGGGGAUGUGGCUGUGGAGCUCCUCCAGCUUGUCCACCACCGUCUCCAGCUCCUUCUUGCGGAGCCCAAGCUGCUGUGAGUAUUAUACCCGUUUUUUUCUGAAUCAAAUUUUUGACAAAACGUUUCAACAAUUUAAAAAGCCCGGAAAAGUUCAGGCGGCUCCAAUCUAUGCUGCGGCGCCUACGUCAGCCUCCUACGCUCAGGCUCCUCUCGGCUUCGCACCGGCUCCGCAACAGUUUGCUCCAGCUCCGCAGCCUUUUGCCCCACUUCAGAUGCAACAGAGCUUUGCCCCUCAACAACCUGUAGGAAACUACGGAAGUUUCGUUUCUCAGCAGUCGACCGGAGGCUUCGCUCCUCAACAGCAGCAAGCUUUCCCUUCAAACGCAUACUCGGCUGCCCAGCCUCAGGCUCAGCCCCAGUCUUCCUACUCGACAAACCAAGUUGCCGUGAUCCCCCCGUCUCCUUCCGCCUCGGCCUCGUUCGGCGGAGCGUCGUCCAACAGCUACCAGGCUCCUCAGAAGCGCCACAUCGACUACGAUCGAUUCUACCAAGGCGUUGACCAGCUCGAAGGCUACCGUACUCGUGUCAAGCGAGACGACGAGGCCGUCUUCGACCCCAAGUGCAACUCUGAAGUCCUCAAGACUAUCAUCACCAAGGUUUGCAUUCAAACUAACCUUGUUAACUUGUAGACGUGUAAGGUCUUGCAUGAUUAUUUUGAUUCGUUUACAAAACUCUCCUAGAAAAAUUGAGAUUAUAGUUUCAAGUAGAGAGUAGUUUUUUUCAUAUCAUGAAAAAAAAUUAUAAAUUUUUCGCUCAAAGCGUUUUUGAGAAAAAAAAGGCUAGAACUUUUUUUCGCGAACAUAAAUUUGAUUCGACUAAAAACUUCAUCUUUGCUGGAAAAGUGUCUGUAGGAUGAGUUUCCAAAAGGCUAAGAAAAAAUCAUCGGAAGUUCUGUAUCUUCAACAAAUCGUUCUCGUUAUUUUUUUCAAUCUCAAAAACUAGUGUGAGAGAGCAUUUUUUGAGAAAAAAAAAACGUUUUAUUUGCUUUUGUUUUCAUCCCUUUUUCUGUAACUUUGACUUGAUUUUCCUUUUCCAGAACAUCGACAAGAGCACCGCCAUUUCUAAGCGACAGAUUCAAACUGCCGCCACUGACCAGCUCGGCGGAAGGUUUUAUUUAACCUUUGUCUUAGAUUUCGAGCUCACUUUUCAAAUACAAUAAUUUUUCCUACAAGAAUCAUGUUUCAGAAUCGACGUCAUCUGUUCUCGAGGGACUUUCUCCUACAUCGUCAACACGGAACUGUACUGCGAGACGGAGAAAUUCGGCACGACUUGCUUCGCUUUCCGACAAUCUUCCUAG